Messenger RNA from Teleopsis dalmanni, 839 nucleotides. RefSeq names its product PDZ and LIM domain protein 7-like. Gene Ontology annotation, biological process: actin cytoskeleton organization; muscle structure development. The record is from RefSeq and is a predicted model, not a curated record. The transcript has 5 exons. Gene Ontology annotation, cellular component: filamentous actin; stress fiber; adherens junction. Gene Ontology annotation, molecular function: actin binding; muscle alpha-actinin binding. Bases 16 to 786 code for a protein of 256 amino acids. NCBI's taxonomy places the organism in Eukaryota, Metazoa, Arthropoda, Insecta, Diptera, Diopsidae.
AAUAAACAUUUAAAUAUGCCGGAAGCUAAUUUUGGUUUGUUGUAUUCGUACACGCCGGAACCGCCAAAAAAACCACCGGUUAUUAAAGUAUCGUGCGGUAUCGGUGAUACCGAUGGUUUUCCCGCCUUCGAUACUGAUUCUGAUGCAUACGCAAGUAAAGAUGAUUCAAAGUGGGGUUUCCUUAUAACUGGCGGAGCAGAGUUUCAUAUGCCGUUAACAGUUUUUCAGGUUACCCCAGACGGUUUAGCUGACAAGAGCGGCAUACGUUUGGGUGACAUUAUUCUUGAAAUAAACGAAGAAGACGCCACACAAUUAACGCUUGCCCAGGCACACGAAAAAAUUGACGCCGCAGGCAAAAAAAUACAUUUUCUAGUGAAAAGCAUGGAUGAUGACGAUAACUUGAAUGGCAAUGAACCUGGCGAAGAAAAAUCUAUUGUUUUGCGUGUACCGAAACCGCCACCGCCACCAAAAGAAUUCACCCCAACUCCCUUGCUUGGUUCUAGUUGUUGGCAUCCAGUUAUGUGGAAAGAUCCACCUAAACCACCACAACCCAAAAAAAAGAAAACUAAAACCAUAACCGAUGAGGAAGGCAAUGAAGUUGUAAUCGAAUUGAGUGAAGAUGAAUCUUCUGAUGAGGAAGAGGAGAAAGAGUUGCCACACUAUCGUAUUAUACGCAACAUAAGACGUUUCUUUACGGAAGUGGGUGAAAAUCAAGAACUUAAGAAUCGCGUUAUUGAAGACAUGCUACUGGCUCUUCCAAGUGCUUCUAAGAUGCAAAAAAAUUAAAAGCAGCAAAGUUUUGCGUUAUAAAAUAAACUCUAAUUAUUAACAAAUUAAAU